CUACCUGUAAUCUCUAAAAAAGCAACAAUUAACAACCCCUUUUCAACCCUUGUUCUUGUCUUUGCUCUUGUUAUUUUUUCUUGUGUGUAUUCUCUAUUCCCUAUUAUUGAGCUUUAGCUAGAAACACUGGUGGUAGAAACGCCGACUGCAGGCACGCAUCUUUUACUCUCUGUCACAUACACAGACGCUUUACGUCUUUAUGCUCGUCAUCAAUAAUGAGCAAAUCGACGGAUAUUUUUACCACGCCAAAAGUUACACAGCACACCUUUGAAAAGCACCACCUCAGCACAUCCACACACCGCGACAUUCAGAUGCAAGAGCAGCACCCGGACAGCAGCAACUCCACAAUGGCACCAUUGUCAGGCAACGCAGACUCCGGAGUGAGCGACUCCCAGGCACCCGUGCAAGCGUACGCUAAGCUGGAGGGCCCCGAUUUCUGCUACUAUGUGCGCACAUUGGAGGUCUCGUUAGGACGCCAUUCGUCAAGCGACGAUCCAGACCCAGUCGACAUUGACCUGGGUGAUAUCAAAGCAGUGUCGCGCAGGCAUGCCAAAAUACACUACAACUUUAUGAGCCAGAGUUUGAGCUGCAGAUAUUUGGCAAGAACGGGUGCUUGGUGGAUGACGAGUAUUUUGCAAAGGGCCAGAGCGUCACACUCCGACACAAAAUGAUUAUACAAAUUGGGGACACGGAGUUUUCGUUCUUGCUGCCCAAGGCAGCAAUGACGGCAGCAGGGCCAGCGAACCCAGUGAUACCAAACGGCGCUGGGUACUCGGCAAACACACCCGGCUUGGCUCCAGCAGGCCCGCCCGCAGAACCGCUUGGCAUGCAUCCCGGCCCGCAUGCUCCGAUGGCGCCCCUGCAUACGAAUGAUGCCUCGCCUCAGCACCAGCACCCGCCUCAGCAUGGUGGGUACCCAGUAAUGCGAUUACACCUCAGCGGCUCAAU
Messenger RNA from Kickxella alabastrina, 948 nucleotides. RefSeq lists its product as uncharacterized. Gene Ontology annotation, molecular function: protein binding; sequence-specific DNA binding. The record is from RefSeq and is a predicted model, not a curated record. Gene Ontology annotation, cellular component: nucleus. The transcript has a single exon. Bases 216 to 671 code for a protein of 151 amino acids. Gene Ontology annotation, biological process: regulation of ribosomal protein gene transcription by RNA polymerase II. Lineage: Eukaryota; Fungi; Kickxellomycota; Kickxellomycetes; Kickxellales; Kickxellaceae.